AUGGCCACCUUGCGCCUCGCUACCUCGCCCGGCUUACGGGCCGCUACGACGUCGCCGCUGACCUCGCAGCUGUGGUCCAGCGCCGCCGCUGUGAAUGCCUCCACCACCAGCGCGACAACCACGAUUCCCUCCGCGACAGUAGCUUCUGUCGCCGCAGCUACUGCGUCUAGUACUGUCACGACGACAAAGACGAUAAUUCCUCCCCCGCCGUCCGUCCUGGCGCAUGCGAGAAAGAAGCACGUCGAGCCGCAGGACCGCUACUUCAACCCUUCCAACGCAACCCUCUCCACCACCGGCGGCAGGCCCGGCAAGGAGCCAGGCGACGAGAACAAUGCAAAUUUGGGGAAAACCCUUCGCAUCCUCCAAGACCACCUACCUCGGGUCCUCCAAGCCCCGCUCCCGCAAGAGAUCCUCGCCCCCAACAUCUCGCUCCACCUCUUCCCGACAACGCACCCGCACCUCCCGACCGUCUCCGGCCGCGUCGCCUACACUGCCGCCCUCUGGACCUCGCCAAUUGCCUGGAACCGCAUGCCGCUGGUCGGGAACGUCCGCUUGUCCAUCGUCUCGGAGCGCGUGACGAAGCAGCCCCUCCAUUUUGCUCCGUUGCAUCCCGGCGCUGUGCCGGAACAGCUAGUCGUCAGGUGGUGCGCGUCUGGCAAGAAGAGUGGCGGAGGGGUCGGCGGUGCGGCGGGAUCUCCUUCGUCUGGCGCUGCAACAUCGGAAGGAGGUGGCGCGAAGACGGAAGACGGCGGGGACAAUGCGUUUACGGGGCUCUUCGUGUUCCAGUUUGAUGCCGAGGGCAGGAUACUGAGCCAUACGAUCGAAACGGUGCAAGAGGGCGGUGACUGGGAGAAGGGCGUCGGUGCCAAGGUCGUCGGGCUGACGGAUUGGCUCCUUGGCGGGAUGCGGAGGCAGGGGGAGAAUCCCAGUCCUGCGUUUGAGGCUCUCGACAAGGGCAAGCAGUGA
Messenger RNA from Colletotrichum godetiae, 966 nucleotides. RefSeq lists its product as uncharacterized. The record is from RefSeq and is a predicted model, not a curated record. The transcript is spliced from 2 exons. The coding region runs from base 1 to 966 and encodes 321 amino acids. Lineage: Eukaryota; Fungi; Ascomycota; Sordariomycetes; Glomerellales; Glomerellaceae.